Molecule: messenger RNA, 1386 nt
Organism: Trichoderma asperellum CBS 433.97
Lineage: Eukaryota; Fungi; Ascomycota; Sordariomycetes; Hypocreales; Hypocreaceae
Product: mitochondrial 37S ribosomal protein mS29
Biological process (GO): mitochondrial translation
Cellular component (GO): mitochondrial small ribosomal subunit
Molecular function (GO): structural constituent of ribosome
Source: RefSeq, a predicted model, not a curated record
AUGGCUUCCGCACAAGCUCUGCGGACCCUCGCCAGGCCCGCGAUCCCAGUGGCGCCUCGCAUCCAGCCUGUCAUGCGAUCUCUCGUGGCAGCUUUUUCCACCACCAGCUUGCUGUCCGCGGCUCCUCCCGCCGUGAAGAGUCGCAAGGAUCUACCGAAGAAGACGAAGAAGACAUACAAGAAGAAGCAGAACAUUGUGCCUGUCAAGAAACCCGGCCCCGGCGAGCGCAAGGCCUUCCGAAAACGAAUCCAGCUCAGCAACAACAGCGCCCUGCCUGUGACUGGCAUUGAGAACCUGGAGGCGCAGACCAUGGCCAAGGGCGAGAGCAGCGGCAAGAUGUUUGCCAUUCCGGACCAGGUGGUGGAUCAAUUGAGAGCGUUGGAGGCGUUCAAGACGACACAGACGUGGAAUCUGUUCCGGAAACCCCACGUUCUGGUGCGGAAAGAGACGGUGGAACUGAUGAGCAAGCUGGAGGCUUCGGUAGAGAACAAGGAAGCUUUUAAGUGUGUUUUGACAGGAAGCCGGCUUUCGGGGAAGAGCUUGACCCUACUUCAGGCCCAGUCGCAUGCGCUCCUAAACGAAUGGGUGGUGAUAAACAUUCCUGAAGGCCAGGACCUUACAAAUGGAAACACAGAGUUUUCCCCCAUUCCCGACACAGAGCCCAUGCAGUUUGCCCAGCCGGUAUACUGCCUGAAGCUGCUCCAAAACAUCUACAAAGCCAACAAGGCAGUUCUAGAGAAGACGCCCCUGAAGAUGGAUUGGUCUCGCCUAACGAGUCUCAAGCAAGGCGCCACGCUGGCUGACCUGGCCCUGAGCGCCAAGGAGAGCGAAUUCGCCUGGCCCACGCUGUCGGCCCUGUGGACAGAACUGACACAGCCCGGACAACCCCCGGUCCUGUUGACUCUGGAUGGCCUCGCCCACAUCAACAAGGUCAGCGAGUACCGCGACCCUUCGUUCAACAUCGUCCACGCCCACGAGCUCGUCCUCGUGCGCAUGUUUGUCGACGCCCUCUCCGGCAAGACGAAGCUCCCCAACGGCGGCGCCGUCAUCGCCGCCACCUCCCAGAACAACACCCACUACCGCCCUUCGCAGGAGCUUGUCCUGUCCCAGCUCGAGGCCGGCCAGGCGGGCCGCGAGGUCCCCAAGCCCAACGCCUACGAGCGAAAGUACGACGACCGGGUCUACGACGCGCUCAAGAACAGCACCGUGCUCCGCCUCGAGGGCGUUUCCAAGGACGAGGCGAGAGUGCUGAUGGAGUACUGGGGCGCGAGCGGCAUGCUGCGCAGCGUGCUUGAUACGAGGGCUGUGGCGGAGAAGUGGGCUUUGGGAGGACAUGGCAUUGUGGGUGAGAUGGAGAAGGCUUCGCUUAUGACGAUGAGGAUGUAA